This is a messenger RNA of Penicillium waksmanii, 1422 nucleotides long. RefSeq lists its product as uncharacterized. Gene Ontology annotation, biological process: transmembrane transport. The transcript is spliced from 5 exons. Gene Ontology annotation, molecular function: transmembrane transporter activity. Gene Ontology annotation, cellular component: membrane. The record is from RefSeq and is a predicted model, not a curated record. Lineage: Eukaryota; Fungi; Ascomycota; Eurotiomycetes; Eurotiales; Aspergillaceae. Bases 1 to 1422 code for a protein of 473 amino acids.
AUGAACCCGAAUAAUGAGGCUCCCGCUGGGGAUACGACUCAUUUAACCGAUCCUAAGAUCCAAUCUCGACUGCGCAAGGUUGCCGAUUUCCAAGUCCUUCCUCUGCUCUUGAUCGCGUUCGCUAGCUACCAGCUAGAUCGAACCAACAUUUCCAGUGCACUGACUGGCGGAUUUGCUUCUGCAAUUUCAGUCAAUCAAAACACUGUCAAUAUCGGCAAUCAACUUAUGUUCUUGGGUGUGAUUGUUCUAGAAAUACCCUCAAAUGUCAUAUUACACCGGAUCGGUCCUCGCUAUUGGAUUGGGGGUCAAGUUCUGAUAUUUGGAUUCAUCGCCGCACUACAAGUCUUUAUUCGUAAUCGCACUGGCUUCCUUGUCACGAGGUCUAUUCUUGGUCUUGCGGAAGCCGGAUUUAUCCCCGGGGCUAUGUUUACGUUAUCUCAAUGGUAUACCAGAGAGGAAAUCACGCGACGGAUCGCAAUCUUCUUUUUCGGCAUGUUUGGAGGCACGGCUGUGGGACCGCUCCUGGGCGCUGGUUUGCUCACAUUGGACGGCAAGGGGAAUCUUUCUGGAUGGCAGUGGAUAUUUUUGGGUGAGAUGGAUCGAUCAGUCACCGUAUUGAUUCUGAUGGAGGGAAUCUGGACGAUCACCGUUUCAUUCACGCUGCUGUUAUUUCUCCCCGAGAGAAAUAGCUACGAACAACCCCUCGAGUCCGAGAAAGCGCCAGAGGGAAUCGAUUGCGCACCGAAAAAUCUAUCCGGAUCGAAGAUUCCACUGAAGGUCAUCGUCGAAACUCUGACAAACGUCAGUAAAUGGCCGCACUUUCUGGCAACAGCGUGCGUUUUCGCGACCUGGAGUCCAUUGACUACUUACACCCCGAGCAUAAUAAUGUCCCUUGGCUUUUCACGAGUGCAGUCGAACGCUUUGACCGCGAUUGGAAAUAUGAUGACUUUGCCAGUCGUCUUUUUUUUCGCGUGGCUCAGUGACAAAACUUGCAGACGGGGAAUGACAGUGAUGAUCGCCAUUAUGGUAUACCUAAUCGCACUUAUUUGUUUAAGGAUUAUCCAGCCACAUGUCCAUGUCUGGAGCAAAUUCGGUCUUUGGACGACUGUGAAUGCUCUCGCGGUUGGUUAUCAUCCCAUCCAUAAUGCCUGGAUACAAAUGAAUAGCAGAAGUCCGGAGGAGAGAAGUAUUGAAGUGGCUACUAAUGAAUUAGUCGUCAUGUGCGCAACUGCCGGAUUAAUGGCUGGUACACAGAUCUUCCGCCAGGAGGAUUCUGAAGGAUUCUAUCCCAAUGGGCUAUUAAUAAUGAUUGGGCUAGUCCUCAUGGGGCUCAUUCUAACCGCCCUGCAGGAAGUCAUAUAUUAUGUGCAGAAUAGCCGGGUAGAAAAAGAGGCCAGGCUUACAGUGCUAAAUAUUUUAUGA